UUUACGCUAAAACUCUUAGCUAUUAAAUAUGGGGUACGGCAACGUGUUACCCCCGAUUAAAAAUCAAAUGGUGAAAAAACGACGAAACUGGGUCAUGAGGGUGAGGUUUGGACCCCAUUGGUCGAGUUAUAAGGGAGAUUAUGACAUCAUUGACGAUAAAUGGAUUGUAAAAGGAAAGAUGAUGAAUAUGAACACAUUUAUGAGAUUACCUCAGAUAUCUCGUGACGUCACUACUCACAAACGCCAGCUAACGAACGGGAAAAAGGAAAGAAUAUCAUUCAUGGCAUUCAACAGUCUAGCACGUUCAGUCGAUGACCUCCACAUCUCAACUAAUAUUCCAGCAUGCACUGCUGGGCGAGACAUGGAUGACGUCAUAACCGAAAUUUCCUUCCAAAAAGUCGAAUUUGAAAACAGAAGAAACAGUUGCGGAAUCGAAGGCACAAGCCUACGAACUGCUCCUAGUGGGAUUGGUAGGAGAAGAUGGUCUGACAGUGCAGCAGGACAAUUAGCGGGUGUGGAAGGGGGUGUGUUACAGUCGGGACAAGUGCGAACCAAUCAGGAGCGGGGAAGAACGUUGGGACUUCAGCAACGACCAAUGAAUUUAGUAAAGUCGGACACGGCUUGCAUUACACAGAAUGCGGAUGAGUUACUGCAGGAAUACAAAGAAUUCGCUAAAAGAAAAGACGGAAUUCCGGAACUACAUGAAACCGGAAAGGCAGGAACAACGAACAACGGCGAAGGAAGGUUUAUUGCGUCAAUCAACUCUCAAAGAGGAGCAGAAUAUUUUCAUUCAAAUCAGGUGGCGAGAGAUAACGGUAUCGGAGAACUGUUUUCAAAAUCGAGGUCGCGGUCCAAUGGUUUACCGAACGCUUCUAUAACCGGAAAACCAAAACCGAAUCGGAGGCAAACGACGAAUAUGAAUCUAUUCAGAAACAAACGCGGAGUACUUAUUCCAUCAGGAGAUAGUUCUGGCGGUCGUCGCCUUUCAGUUGAAGCAACAAUGAGUAAGACAGGGUCUGCAACAAGGAUGCUGCAGAAACGAAGCAGUCGAAUGCUAGGCGGGAAACGAUCGAGCACUCUUCGAAAAUCUGACAUGAAUAUGAAAGCUAAGAAGGUUCCUCCGCGUCCAGAGUCGCCUCCGGUUCCCACUGAAGAAGACAUGCAGGAGUUACAAGAUUUACCGGUUAUCCGGAAGUUCCUAAAAAUGCCUCCAAGUCGACCGAAAGUUGUUUGUUUCGACUACCCAGGUGUCGAUCUGACACACGUGGACGUGGAACGAGCGAUAGAAAAGGCGAUUCCUGGCGCGUUCGAAUCCGGCAAAGUUGUUUCUGUUCAGUUUGAAAACGUAAACGUGAAACUCGCUACAGGAGGAUUAGACAACAGUUGACGGUCAAACCAAAACAUUUCUGAUGGAUAGGUUAUGAAGAGAGGUGAGGAGAUACAUCAUUUACACAAGCGAGCAAUUAGUGGCAUUAUACGAAGAGGUCACAACCUACACUUCUAGUGCUCACUGAACAUUAUUUCAAAUCCUCAUGGAUUCGGAUUCAAAUGUCUUCCUAGUGAAGUAUUGCCUAUUGAUAAGGAGGCUACAUUUCCCUGAAUCCCUCAAGGGCUAUAGUUAUCUAAAAAAUCUAUACCCUUGACAAAAGACUAUUAUGCCUGUCUUAUACGAACAUGACCUACAGGUUCUUUAAAAGUUAAAUUCCAAAUGAAAAUGUUCAAAAUUGAUGCUGUUAUCAAAAAAAAUUAAUUUUACCAUUUUUGAAGGGGCUCGAUCAUUCUAAAAAUGGCGCGUUGACGUCUUUAUCUCUGAACACGGCCAUGGACAAGCAGUCACGUAUGUGGGUGAAACCACUUUACCUGCAAACGACCCAAAAUAUUCCAUCCCGCCUAUCCAAUUUUUUGGAUACACAUUGAUAGCUUGUAAAACAUAGGAUUUUAAUCUGUGAUUGCAUCAUAUUUAGGUAUAACGCCUUUUCUUACUGGGUUCCUUGGUUGCAUAUGAGAUUUAGUUUGCUAGUUUUGUAACUUAUUCUAUAUUACUGUCUGUAUAUUCAACAUGUGCAUUUGUAUAAUAAAUACAUGUUAACAUUU
Molecule: messenger RNA, 2094 nt
Organism: Styela clava
Lineage: Eukaryota; Metazoa; Chordata; Ascidiacea; Stolidobranchia; Styelidae
Source: RefSeq, a predicted model, not a curated record